GUUCCCGGGAGGCGUGUGGGACUGGCGGCCGACCGCUGCCCCUGCCGCCACCGUCAUGGAGAGUUUGUACCGGGUCCCGUUCUUAGUGCUCGAAUGUCCCAACCUGAAGCUGAAGAAGCCGCCCUGGGUGCACAUGCCGUCGGCCAUGACGGUGUACGCUCUGGUGGUGGUGUCUUACUUCCUCAUCACCGGAGGAAUCAUUUAUGAUGUUAUCGUCGAACCUCCAAGUGUCGGCUCCAUGACUGAUGAACAUGGGCAUCAGAGACCAGUAGCUUUCUUGGCCUACAGAGUAAAUGGACAGUAUAUUAUGGAAGGACUUGCAUCCAGCUUCCUGUUUACAAUGGGAGGUUUAGGUUUCAUAAUCCUGGACCGAUCCAAUGCACCAAACAUUCCCAAGCUCAAUAGAUUUCUCCUUUUAUUCAUUGGAUUCGUCUGUGUCCUAUUGAGUUUUUUCAUGGCUAGAGUAUUCAUGAGAAUGAAACUGCCGGGCUAUCUGAUGGGUUAGAGUGCCUUUUGAGAAGAAAUUGGUGGAUACUGAAUUUGCUCCUGUUAAUGAAGUUUUAAAGGCUGUACAAGUCCUCUGAUAUGAAAUAUGGAAAAGGAUGAAAAGGAGCAGAAAAGAAACAUCUAGUGAAAACAUAGGAAAUGUGUUAUAGCUUGGACUAGAAUGUCUUCUUGGUAUCAGAGACAAGUUUAUCAGUAUUUUUUCCUGCUGGCCUAUACUGACAUACCAACGAUGUUAAGUGGCAUUUUCUUCUUUUUUUUUAUUUCUUAAAGAAAAUAUACUUCAUUUCUACAACUAUAAUAUUGAAUAAAGUAAUUAUUUUUUACAAACCCCUUAACAUUUUUUGGAGAUGACACUUCUGACUUUCAGAAAUUAAUGUAAAAUCAGGAAGUGAGAUCCUAUAAGCUGAGAACUCGGGACAGCUGAUCAGCUUCACCUGUGGUGCUUUGCCUUUAAACAGAGUGUGUGACAGUGCAGCAUUUCAGAUAUGUAUGUAAGACUGUUUCCUGAACAAUGAGAUGUAUGAAAGGAGCAGAAAUAAAUAAUUUUUCUAAUUAA
This is a messenger RNA of Kogia breviceps (pygmy sperm whale), 1063 nucleotides long. It is a transcript of the gene OSTC, whose product is annotated as oligosaccharyltransferase complex non-catalytic subunit. The record is from RefSeq and is a predicted model, not a curated record. Gene Ontology annotation, cellular component: oligosaccharyltransferase complex. Lineage: Eukaryota; Metazoa; Chordata; Mammalia; Artiodactyla; Physeteridae.